Messenger RNA from Penicillium cataractarum, 2115 nucleotides. RefSeq lists its product as uncharacterized. Gene Ontology annotation, molecular function: protein-membrane adaptor activity. The transcript has a single exon. The record is from RefSeq and is a predicted model, not a curated record. Bases 1 to 2115 code for a protein of 704 amino acids. NCBI's taxonomy places the organism in Eukaryota, Fungi, Ascomycota, Eurotiomycetes, Eurotiales, Aspergillaceae. Gene Ontology annotation, biological process: nuclear envelope organization. Gene Ontology annotation, cellular component: meiotic nuclear membrane microtubule tethering complex; nuclear envelope.
AUGGCCACUAAACGCACACGUCGCCGCCAGAAAGGCUAUGCUACUGAGUCAGAAGACGAAGAAGCCGUUGAGACUUUACUAGACUUUAUGCCAGGACCAACUCUGCCCGCUGUCCCCAUUGCAAACUCUUGGAAUUACGGCGCAACCACAGGGACAGGUCUCCCUCGAAAGAUGGCUUUGCAGCCUGCCCUGGAUGCCAACCGAGUGGCCAAGAGAAUCAACGCCGGCCUUGAUAUGGCAGAAAAACGAUCAGCCAGCCCUCCUUCGAGGAGGAUCACGCACAGCAAUCUUGAGCCCAUUGGGACUCGAAUUCGAAAAACCGCUGCCAAAAAUGGGGGCCCCGUUCCGCGGCAACCCACUCCGGACCAGACCCAGCUGAUGCAUACGCUACAAGAUGCAACUAAUUCUCCGCCUGGAUCUGAUGCUACACUUUCACCCCCCGUCGCACAAACAGUCUCCACAGACUCCAGUCCCCCCGUUGACCCGCCUUUACUACGACGGCUAUCAGACUCAACGAAUGAGCCUUUGUACCCGUCACCACUCAAACGACGUGGGAACCACAAUACUGAUGCUAUUGUGCGAAGCUCACCCGAUCGACAGAGCUCGGUUGAUAAUGCCUCCGAGGUGUCGUGGAGUCUAGAACGCGAUAUUCAUGAAGACGACUUACAACGAACGAGACCAAGCAAAUAUCGAGGAGAGCCCCAUGGCCAAAAUAUCACCAAACCACCUCGACGCCCAUCGGGUUUGUCCAUGAUCCAAGAUACGAUUCUGGAGGAAGAUGAAGAACAAUCGGAGCUGCUCUCUCAACCGGCGAAAAGGAUCGAUACCGUGCGCGAGCCGGCAAAUCCACGCUUGUCGGAAGAAUGGGAGGCGCCGGUACGGACCAUCAUUCCACAAGAAUAUGAAUCAAGAGCCGUCUCAGGGAGUUCUCCUCGCAGAGAUAGUCUGGCUCAGCAGAUUUGGUCUUCGAUGUCAUCGCAACAAUCUGGAACUCGGACGAAUAAACUGUUUACAUCCCCACGACGGAGCAAGUGGCUUCGAGCAUUGCUCAUCCUACUUAUCCCUCUGGGCCUGUUCUAUGCUUUCCAGUACCAGGACGAGAUUCUCCAAAUUUUCCCGGGUGACAAUCUGGCCAGAAUCCGCUGGUCCUUACCGUUUGGAAGAUCACCGAUAGACUUCUCGUCCAAUAUGACGGACUCUGCAGCCUUCCACGGUCUGCAAAAGAAAGUGACGAAUAUGGACUCGCAAUUCUCGUCUCUAUCGCGCGAACUCGGUUCAAUACGGUCAGAGCUCGCUCAAUCUCCGCGAACUACUAGCAUUGUAAAUCCCGGCCGGCCUGAUAAGCCGGUGCCAAAGAUCAAUUUCCUGUCGCCGGGAAUGGGGGCAGUCGUUAGUCCGAAAAAGACUUCUCCAUCUGCUGGCCGGAAGCUGGAUUGGAUUCAGAAAUUCUACCAGUACAUACCCUUCUUCAGGUCCGAGUAUGGUUCCCGGACUCCGCCCCCUCCCGUGACUGCCUUGGAGCCCUGGAGUGAUGUCGGAGACUGCUGGUGCGGUACUCACGAUGGCGUCUCUCAGCUGGCCGUUAUUCUCCAACACCCUAUCGUACCGGAAGAAUUUGUGGUUGAGAACAUUCCCUUCGCCGCAACCCCUAACCCAUAUACUGCACCCAAGGACAUUGAAGUCUGGGCUCAUUAUGCAGUGUUUCCUUCCUCGGACCAGAAGGUGGAUGAAAUAUCAGAGUCAUCGUUCACGUGGAGUGACGUCAAUCCCUGGAAGGGCGAGACACCAGAAGGGAAUGAGUUGGGCUACGUGGAAAAAGCCUCCGUCGUGACUGAGGAGACUCUUCCUCUGGUGGUGAUGAGCACCCUGCGUAUAGCCAAUAAGGAUAUACCCGAGGAUGAGUACUCGGGUGAUGCCAAUUUGGGUCCGAACUUUUACCGCAUCGGCAAGAUGAUGUACGACCUUUAUGCCGAGGACUAUAUACAGCAUUUCUCGUUUGAAAGCACCAUCGAGAUCCCCAAUCUUCGUGUGGAUCAGGUCGUGUUCCGAAUGACGUCGAAUUGGGGCUCGAAUCAGACGUGCAUCUACCGAUUCAAGCUUCAUGGGCAUGUGUAG